Molecule: messenger RNA, 659 nt
Organism: Lathyrus oleraceus (garden pea)
Lineage: Eukaryota; Viridiplantae; Streptophyta; Magnoliopsida; Fabales; Fabaceae
Exons: 1
Coding region: 45-530 (161 amino acids)
Cellular component (GO): chloroplast thylakoid
Source: RefSeq, a predicted model, not a curated record
AGGAAUUAGUAGCCACAAGCGAAAAGGAUCAGUGUGGUUUAGCAAUGGUUGGAUAUGCAAUCUCGUCGUUUCCAACUCUCUCAUGUAACCGUUUCGUCGUUUGCAAUGCAGCAUCGUUUACAUGCAAGGCGCAAGCUACGAAAUCUGUAACGGCGUUUCCGACACCAGGGCGAAGGGAGUUACUGUUUCUUCUCUCAGCGUCUACGGCGUUGACGGCGAAAGAAUCGGUGUCUUUGGCGCAGGAUAUUCCUCUGUUUGGUAUACGGAAGAGUCUGAAGAAAGCGGAGGAAAAGGCUGAGGAGAUUGUGAAGGAAGGAUUUGAAAGUGCGGAAAAAGGACUGGAGAAAGCGGAGCGGGGACUUGAGACGGCGGAACAAGGACUGGAGGCGGCUGAGAAGGGAAUAGAGACGGCAGUGAGUUUUGGGGGAUUGGCGCAAGCGGGUGUGGUGGCGGGAGCAGAGGUUUUCGGUGUUUUGGUUGCUUCAGCGGUGGUUAACGGUAUUUUGGGGCCUGAACCUCAAAAGUCAUGACUUGUGUGACAUUAUAGACUUGUUCAUGAAUAUUACUAUUAUUAAAAUUCAAUUCAAUUUUGUAUGUUUGUAUGAAAAUUGAUCAUGUAAUAACUCUGUAAUUGUAAGAAUGUGUCCGCAUUUUGUUUU